AUGCUGGUGGUCCUGCUGACAGCUGCCCUAGUGGCCUUGAGCUCAGCUCAGAGCUCAAGUGAAGAUUUUGAGAACCAACGUCAGGGCUCUGCUGAGGAAGUAGAGCCUCCACAAGAGAGCUCCCCUAGUGAUGAUGGAGAUGAAGAAGAAGAUGAUGAUUCCCAGGAGGCACCACCCCCACCUCCUCCUAGGCCUCCUCAGGGAAAACCCCCAAGACCACCCCAGCCUAAACCUCGUCCUCCACCUCCUCCUGGAAACCAGCAGGGACCACCCCAACAAGGAGGCCCACAGCAACCAAAUGGCCCUCCUCAUCCUGGAAACCAGCAGGGACCACCACAGCAAGGAGGCCCACAGCAACCAAAUGGCCCUCCUCGUCCUGGAAACCAAAAUGGCCCUCCUCGUCCUGGAAACCAGCAGGGACCACCCCAACAAGGAGGCCCACAGCAAGCAAAUGGCCCUCCUCAUCCUGGAAACCAGCAAGGACCACCACAGCAAGGAGGCCCACAGCAACCAAAUGGCCCUCCUCGUCCUGGAAAACAGCAGGGACCAUCCCAACAAGGAGGCCCACAGCAAGCAAAUGGCCCUCCUAGCCCAGGAAACCAGCAAGGACCACCACAGCAAGGAGGCCCACAGCAACCAAAUGGCCCUCCUGCUCCUGGAAACCAGCAGGGACCAUCCCAACAAGGAGGCCCACAACAAGCAAAUGGCCCCCCUAGCCCAGGAAACCAGCAAGGAUCACCACAGCAAGGAGGCCCACAGCAACCAAAUGGCCCUCCUGCUCCAGGAAACCAACAGGGACCACCCCAACAAGGAGGCCAGCAGCAGAAUCGUCCUUCUCGUUCCUUACAUAAACAAGGACCACGCCACCAAGGAGGCCCCCAGCAACCAAAUGGCCCUCCUCAUCCAGGAAACCAGCAGGGACCACCUCCACAAGGAGGCCAGCAGCAACCAAUUGGCCCUCCUCGUCCAGGAAACCAGCAGGGACCACCCCAACAAGGAGGCCAACAACAGAACCGCCUUUUCCGUUCCUUAAAUAAACAAGGACCACCCCCACAAGGAGGCCCACCAAAACCAAAUGGCCCUCCUGCAGGAAACCAGCAGGGACCACCUCCACAAGGAGGCCCACAGAAGCCAAAUGGUCCUCCUCCUCCAGAAAACCACCAGGGACCACCUCAGUCUGAAGGUACUUACCUGUGCUUUGUCUCCUUGCCUACUGGAAGAGCCAGGGUUUAUGUUUCAUGGAUCCUUAAGCCACACUGA
Octodon degus (degu) is the source of this 1260-nucleotide messenger RNA. Its product is annotated as basic salivary proline-rich protein 1-like. Lineage: Eukaryota; Metazoa; Chordata; Mammalia; Rodentia; Octodontidae. The record is from RefSeq and is a predicted model, not a curated record. The coding region runs from base 1 to 1260 and encodes 419 amino acids. The transcript has 3 exons.